CACACACACACAUAGCACCCAAUCACAGCUCACCACCUUCAUCCACUGCUUUUUGAUUCUCUCUCCCUUGGUGGCAAAGUUUGUUUUAAGAUUCAUUCUUUCAACCUUCAUCACUUUGCUUUUUCAGCUUCCAUAUAAUUUCCCUCUUUUCCAUUUGGGGGGGCUCCUAUUCCUUUUUUGUGCCAAGUUUCUUUUCAGUAUUUCUUUCUCUUUUCUUGGUUGCUCAGCAUCAAGAAAAGGGAUUUAAAGAAAAGGAAAAAAAAAAAACAGUUUUGUUUUGUGUUUUUUUCUAAACAAGCUUUUCUUCUUUUUCUUCCACCACCCUCUUCCCUCAUAAAUUCAGAGUCUUUCUGCUCUUUCCUAAUUGGGUCUGUACAUUCAUUGUCUCAGGCUGCACCCCUUUUGCUGUUCCUUGGCUUCUAAUUGCUUUCCCAAUUGGGGUAAACUUAAAUUGAAGUGCAGAAAGACUUGUCAGAUUUUUCCCCUCUGAAAGUUGUCAUUUUUAUUUUGUUGGGAUUUGUUUUUUGACUGGAAUUUUGCUGUGUCUUAGUUCCAGUUUUUGGUAUCUGGGAGGGAAGUUCAUUGGGUUUAGAUCUCAUCAUAAGUGGUUCUAGGGUUUUCCUUUGGACCAAUUAGGUAAUAAUCUUGAACCUCAAUUUGGAGCAUUCCCUUUGAUUUUUUUACAAAGUGGGUCUUUUAUAGAUUCCUGAAGAGCAUGCCUCCUUUCCUACACAUAAAAAAAAGGCUAUUCUGAUUCCUUUCAAAAAAAUGCUUGUUGAUUUAUCCUUCAUAGUGUUGUGGUAAAACCUCCACCUCUGCUUCUCACAUAUCUCCCUCUCUCUCCUGCUCUGAAUCAACCCUGCUUCCCAUAAAGUUGUGCAAUCUUUCGAGUAAUAUCCACAAACACACACACCAAACCAAAAACCAAAAAACCAUCUUGAAUUUGCUCAAACCUUGUUCUUGAUGCUCCCAUAGUUUUUGUGUUCUUGUGUUGUGACUUUGGUGUGAUGAAGUGGGAAAUGGAGAUCCUCCCUCCUGCCUCACCUUACAUGUACAACACCAAUUGGCUUUUGGAUGAUAACAGGACCAACACCAAAUGGACCCCUGCAGAGAACAAGCUGUUUGAAAAUGCUCUUGCAGUGUAUGAUAAGGACACCCCGGAUCGGUGGCACAAGGUGGCUGAGAUGAUACCAGGAAAGACAGUUAUGGAUGUGGUGAAACAGUACAAGGAAUUGGAAGCAGAUGUUUGUAACAUAGAAGCUGGCUUGAUCCCGAUUCCAGGCUACAGUACCACCACCUCACCCUUCACCCUAGACUGGGUGAACACUCCUGGCUACGAUGGCUUCAAAGGCCUCACUGCUAAGAGAUCCUCCUCUGGCAGACCUCCUGAGCAGGAAAGGAAGAAAGGGGUGCCAUGGACUGAAGAGGAACACAAGUUGUUUCUACUGGGGCUGAAGAAGUAUGGCAAAGGUGAUUGGAGAAACAUUUCACGCAAUUUUGUGAUCACUCGAACACCAACUCAAGUUGCAAGUCACGCGCAGAAGUACUUCAUCAGGCAACUUUCAGGAGGCAAAGACAAGAGGAGGGCUAGCAUCCAUGACAUAACAACAGUGAAUCUCACAGAAACCACCAGAACUUCUUCAGAAGAUAGCAGCAAAAGAUCCACUUCACCACAGCAUUCUGUGAUGCUCUCACACCAGCAGCAGCAGCAGCAGCAGCAGCAGCCAAUUUCCAGUGCUGCCUCAUCAGGAGUGAAUUUCCAAUGGAGUAAUCAGUCAAAUGCAGGAGUGGCCAUGGCUCUGAAUCCUGCACAUGAACAAGUGUUUGUCUCCUCCCCUUAUGGCCUUAACUCAUAUGGGUUUAAGGUGCAGGGCCAAAGUCUGCACAGAAGUCCUCUCCAUGAGUCUUCUUACUUAGGACCUCAGACACCAAACAUGGUUUUCCAAAUGCAGCCCUCCCAGCACUAUUCCCAUGCAUGAUGUGGUGGUGGUGGUUGUGUUGAAUUAUUUAUGCCUAGAAACAGUGUCUUUUGCUCAGUGCACUCACUCUAGUACAGUGUGUGUGCCUUUUGCCAUGUUUUUAUGUGAAUACCUUACAUUAGACUAUUAGUUAGUUAUUGCCUUCUCGGUAUAUGAACUUGAAGGAAGGUGUUGAAAUUUGUUUCUUCAUCAACCUUACAUUUGUGAAAGGUGAGAGCUGCUAGGCAAAAAGAAGUACCAAACCUUGGUUUUUCGUUUAAGAAUAUUGGAUUUGAAGCUAAGUUUAGAAUGAAAUGUUAACUUUAAAGAGAAAGGGCCCCUUGUACUAUGGCAAGUUAUUUAUGUAUGAGAAGGGUAGUAGUAGUAGUAGUACUGUUGAUGCACAAUUGUAUUUAAAGGGCAAAAAAAUAGUAAGAAAUUUAGAGAUCCGUAAUCUA
Molecule: messenger RNA, 2416 nt
Organism: Vigna unguiculata (cowpea)
Lineage: Eukaryota; Viridiplantae; Streptophyta; Magnoliopsida; Fabales; Fabaceae
Product: transcription factor DIVARICATA-like
Molecular function (GO): DNA binding
Source: RefSeq, a predicted model, not a curated record